AUUCCAAUCUCAUCUUUAUUAGAUGCAAGUCCAGUGAAUGAAAUUACGGAUAAUUCCGAUUCAAUUGAUGAGAUUGGAUUGUUGCCUGACCACGUUCGUUAUGAAAUCUUAUAUUAUUUCAAUAUAAAAGAUGGCGAACCUACCCUUCGUGAUGGCUAUUCAAGAAAAAACAACGGCUAUGUUGAGAUUAACUUUCUCACUGGUGAUCAUUACGAUCCUCUGUUGGAUACUUAUGUUGCUGAGACAAGCGGUUACAACAAAAGAACGAAUGUGGGACUUUCUCGUACUCGUUUUAACAAACAUAGAAUUGGUUAUCAAUAUAAUAGGAGUGGUUUCGAUGAUAUAUCCAAAUGCAAGACGAUGGACACAGGGCCAAUUACAAUUAAAAUGGCUGAUCUUUUGCCCUCAUUAACAGAUAUGCUGGAAACCCCCUCUAAUGUAUCUAGUUCCCUGUAUCGGGAAACGCACAAGAGGAAGAGAGAAGAAGAUACUUUGGAGAAUAACUAA
This is a messenger RNA of Candida dubliniensis CD36, 507 nucleotides long. RefSeq lists its product as uncharacterized. Lineage: Eukaryota; Fungi; Ascomycota; Pichiomycetes; Serinales; Debaryomycetaceae. The transcript has a single exon. The record is from RefSeq and is a predicted model, not a curated record. The annotation marks the transcript as partial.